AUGUCGAGUGGAAACGCUUCCGUGGGGCAGAGCAGCGUGCAUCAUAGGACUGGGUCACAACCUCUUUUUUCCCAAGAGGAAGAGUUAGUUCCUGGUGCUCAACAUACUGGAACUAACCUACAGAAUAACCAAGAAGCAGCUAAUUGUAGCGACUUGCCAAUGGACUCACCAAUGGACCUUACAGCUUUGGUUAACAUGCUGGUAACCAAAGUAGAUAAUCUAUCACAGCAAGUUCAAGCUUGCAUUACUAGGAACGGCACUAGCCAACAACCGGUAUCUGAUGGGAAUGUCAGCGUGUGUGCAUCCGGUUCCUCGUCUAUGGGGCUGAUUCAACCAGCUCAGCGUGUACAGGGUGGAAGCACGCAUAAUAGCGGACAGGGAACUAUGAGUACAAAUGAAACUAACUCAAAUGGAGCAGCUCGUAUAUCGGAGAAUGUCAGGGUGAACAACACAGACUUGCGACUUCAUGGGGCUAAUGAUAGCACACCUAUUCCAUCGAUGGCUACCUUUUUAGCAAAGAAGGACUUUUUUUCGUCAAUGGACAAUACUAAUUCUAAUGUAGCCGCUAAUUCUGAUGUAAAUAACAUGGUGAGCUCAUCUAUGUUCAUUGAUAAACUUAAUUUAUUUGAUAAAAAGUUGUUUCAUUGCAGAAAACUUCAAUUAGAAGUUUCAUAUUUACAGGAAUGCAUUAAUUUAAAAAUAAUCCCAAAAGGGUUACGCCAGUGGCGUUACCCUGCAGGAUUAAUUAAUAAUUCUGUGUACCAUCAAGAACUCAUUGCUUUAUUUGAUAAACAGGGCAUUGAGUUCUUAAAUUCUUUGAUUAAUUUUUACAAUGUGGAACUUAACAUACUGCAAGGGGAUUUAACACAACUAGAAAUGUUUCUUCAGAGUCAUACUGAGUUUAUCAGAUAUAAAUAUGAUUAUGCAAGGAUUUUAUCUAGCAUUGAUGCAACUAUUAAUAAAUUGGUGGUUAACAAGAAAAGAAAAAUUGAUCGAGAUUUAAAAGAAUAUGGUAAUAAAAAAGCGUACCCCCCUCCCCCUUUGAAUCAAUCUAAUUUGCUCAAUACAAACAACAAUCAAGUUAUUGAUGGCACUCCCGAAGGGGAUGUACAAGACAAUAACAAUAAUUCUGAAGCGCCUCAAAUUAGAAGAAGUGAGCGCAUCAGAAAUCAAAGCCAUCAUGUUAAUAAUACUAAUACAAAUGGUGGCAAUCAUAACCAGGGCCAACAGGCUUAUAAUUCGAAUGCCAACAAUCAGGGUUUUCACAUGGAAAUCAGAGACAUCAUAAACAAAAACUGGAAUUUUAUCAUUGAAGACACAGAAUUAGUGAAAGCUAUUGGUACAAAACCUAAGUUUGUGUAUAAGAGAGGCAUGAAUUUGAAGAGUUUGUUGGACAAUUCUAGCCACAAACCAACAAAGACAAAUGUUGGUAUGUCAAAAUGUGGCAUGUGUCCCCAAUCCAGCUUGGAUAUGGAGAUGGACAACGUGAAAACAUCUAUUCAGGAAGAAGAAAAAGGUAUCAGCAACAAAGGAUUUGAUAACACGGAUGAGUGUGCCAUGGCUAUCAUUGCAGACAAUCAUAAUAUACAAGACUCCUCCCCAGCAGGAAGCCUCAGAAAGAGGAAUCAACCAAAGGAAUUAACAGAUGGGCUGAAUUCAGUAUUAAUUAAAACAGAUGAAACAUUUCCCAGUAAUGACACGCCUCACCAAGAAGAAUCUGCAUUUUGGAGCAAAGUCUCUGUUCCAUUUGUAGCAGCAAGCAAUUUUGUUCAUGGUCAUGCAAAAAUCCUGAAGUAUAUUCUUCUAGGCAUUGCUGUUGCUGGGUAUACAGCAUACUUCCUUGCUGCAUGUAUCCUAAAUUUCCAUCGGGCCCUUGCUCUCUUUGUCAUGACAGUUGUUGUUGUCUUCUUUACUUUCUAUGGACUCAUAAAAAAGUUCUUGGGAAAACAAAUCCUUCAGUGUGUUUCUCCUGUUGGAAGAUUCUUUAAACGACAGUGGAAAUGGAUGAGAUGGAUAUUUUGGAUAGCCAUCUUGUGUGGCUUGGUGGUUUGGUUAGUACUGGACACAUCUAAAAGGCCGGAACAGCUUAUUUCCUUUGCUGGGAUCUGUAUGUUCCUUAUCAUCCUCUUUAUAGGCUCCAAACAUCAUCGAAAUGUGUCCUGGCGUGCUGUUUUCUGGGGACUGGGGCUGCAGUUUAUCCUGGGCAUAUUUAUCAUCAGGACAGAUCCGGGCUUCCAGGCCUUUGACUGGCUGGGCAAGCAGAUUCAGAUAUUCCUGAACUACACCAAAGCAGGUUCUAGUUUUGUAUUUGGAGAAGCUCUGAUUAAUCAGGCCUUUGCAUUUCAGGCACUGCCCAUUGUGACAUUCUUCAGCUGUGUUAUGUCUGUUCUCUAUUAUGUUGGGGCCAUGCAAUGGUUGAUUACUAAGAUAGCAUGGUUGAUGCAGGUUACAAUGGGGACUACAGCAACAGAAACCCUAAGUGUUGCAGGAAACAUAUUCGUAGGACAGACAGAGGCACCGCUGCUGAUUCGACCUUAUCUACCAGACAUGACAAAAUCAGAAAUCCAUGCAGUUAUGACAGGAGGAUUUGCCACAAUUGCUGGAAGUGUACUGGGAGCAUACAUCUCCUUUGGGAUUGAAGCUUCGUCCCUUAUAGCUGCUUCUGUAAUGGCUGCACCUUGUGCGCUUGCAAUGUCUAAGCUGGUGUACCCUGAAGUAGAAGAAUCCAAGUUUAAAAAUGAAGCUUCAGUCAAAAUGGAGUCUGGUGGAGAACAGAAUGUCUUGGAAGCUGCAAGCAGUGGUGCCUCAGCCUCCAUUGGUCUUAUUGCUAACAUCGUUGUUAACCUGAUUGCAUUCAUAGCUCUGCUAGAGUUCAUCAAUGCUGCUCUUUCCUGGUUUGGAGGGAUGGUUAAUUAUCCAGCACUUUCCUUUCAGCUGAUCUGCUCGUAUAUUUUCAUGCCAAUUGCCUUCAUGAUGGGGGUGGAAUGGGAUGAUUCCUUCAUGGUGGCAGAGCUCAUAGGAAUCAAGCUGUUCCUCAAUGAGUUUGUGGCCUAUGAAAAGCUUUCAGAAUACAGGAACAUUCGACUAAAUGGCACAGAGGAAUGGCUCGAUGGCAAAAAGCAAUGGAUUUCAAUUAGAGCAGAAACACUUUCAACAUAUGCCCUCUGUGGUUUUGCUAACUUCAGUUCCAUCGGAAUUAUGCUUGGAGGAUUGUCUUCCAUGGCCCCUGAAAGAAGGAGUGACCUUGCCCAAAUUGUUGUACGAGCACUUCUAACUGGAACAUGUGUCUCCCUUGUCAAUGCCUGUGUAGCUGGAGUGCUCUAUUUUCCGAGGGGAGGAGUGGAAUGUGUGUCAUUUCUAAAUUCAACCUAUUUCAACGCUACAAAUUUUGACAUUUAUACCUGCUGCACAGGGCUAUUUGAAAACACCCAGAAAUAUGGCAAUGGAACCAUUUCAUUUACAGGUGAUUGGAAAAACAUUCCUCACAGCUUGAUAUCUCUGGAAAACUGCUGCAAACUGUAUCCAGGCAAUAAAUGCCCACAGUAUUAAAAGAUGUUUAACAUGUAUAUGUAUAUGUAUAUGUAUAUGUAUAUUUUGCUAAGUGUACUCUGAUGAUAAAUUAUUAUAGUCUAAAGUAUCAGGUCUUUAGCUGCUAUGUUUGUCCUUUGAACUGUAUAUUUGUUUAAAAAAUCUAUUAAAUGGAAAAAUAAUGUUGACAUUUUACAUAGAUUAAUCUCUUGAUUCUAACAAACAGUGCUGUCUGGGAGGUAUUAUUAUUGUAUAUACAUUAAAAUUGCAUUUCUUCUUUAUUUUUUUUAAGAUAAUAGUAUUAGCCCUUAGAAGUAAAUGUCUCAGGAUAUUUUGAGAUCUCAUAGUUCUGUGUGCUAGGAUGUUUUGUUAUAUCUCACAGUUCCUUUACACGUAAAUUAGACAGACAGAAACUAGGAAGCAGUAAACCAAUCUGUCUCAUAAAUGCAAAAUCAGAAAAUACUGAAGGGAUGUGGCUUGCCUUGUUAAACAUACUUUUAGUGCUGAAAGCAUUCUGGCUUGACCAAAGGUCAUUAUUCUGCCCAAAGUAUUUAAGUCAGAAAAUGACAAUGACAAUCUUAUUCCAAUGGCACAGAAGGAUAUAGCUCUAACAAUGUCAAGGUAAAUGUUCAGUUAGUGACUGAUGCACUUGAAGCCAAAGGCAACAGAGGAUGGGCAUGUCUAUCUAUGGUGGUGGUGGUGUGGGGAGUACAGCCUUCCACAUAUCACAUUAGUUCUCUCAGAGGAAGUAGGUUCACCAAGCCAUUAGUAAUGGUGGUACCCUUUGUGGUGGGUGUGGCGGAACAUGCACCCACAUUAGGAGGUAUUGUGAGCAUCUUUGAUAAUGUGGAUUGGUUUUCUCUCCACUCAUGUGGUGCGGCUAGGCUAGUACUAAUGCCUACAGAUGCCGGCGAUAGUACAGAGUCCCUGAUGUCAACCUGUAUUACUAGCCCUCAAGAUGGCUCUCACCCUAGCAAAUCAGGAAGUGAUUCCUCACUAUGAGGGAAUGAAUGAAUACUAUUCCAGUAAUAGGAGACUCCAUGGAUGGUAUGCAGAGAGGAAAAAUAAUGAUUAAAAACAUGGCACUGAAACAGACAGGUGGCAAAAUAAUGUUCCAGAUUCAUUAGUGCCUACAUUGUGUACAUGAUCUAUAUUCAAGUACAUCUCUACCACAUUUUUUUGUAUUUUCUAAUCACUUAGAAAUAUUACACAAAGUGUUUCUGUAGUCUACACUUUGUGGUAACCUUUAUGAAUCUCAUUCAAUAUUUAAAGCUGCAAGAAAAUCAGUAAGAAAACUAAAAUGAGGAGGAGGA
This is a messenger RNA of Protopterus annectens (West African lungfish), 4841 nucleotides long. RefSeq names its product sodium/nucleoside cotransporter 1-like. Lineage: Eukaryota; Metazoa; Chordata; Ceratodontiformes; Protopteridae. The record is from RefSeq and is a predicted model, not a curated record. Gene Ontology annotation, molecular function: nucleoside:sodium symporter activity. The coding region runs from base 1 to 3549 and encodes 1182 amino acids. Gene Ontology annotation, cellular component: membrane. Gene Ontology annotation, biological process: nucleoside transmembrane transport. The transcript has 20 exons.